AUGUCGGACAAAAGCCUGUGCACGGCCAUUCCGCCGAUCCUGGCGAUGGUGAUUGGAAACGACCUGUAUCCGCCCAAGUACAGUAACCUGGCCGGUGCGGUUGCCGAUGCGGACCAUUUCGAGGCCUACCUGAAAGGACCACUCGCGAAGCUCAGUGGCCGCGAGCCGAAGAUACUCAGUCUGCGUAACGCCAAGCGUCAGCAAAUUCUGGAUGGAUUCACCCAUCUGCAGACCGAGUAUACGGAAUUCAAAGAUAAAGCGGCGAUCCUCAUCUUUUAUGCUGGUCAUGGUGCCCGGACUCGAAAGCCCCAAGAGUGGGUUGAAUGGAAGACGUAUAACGACGAGAUCGAACUUCUUUGUCCGAGCGACAUUGGGACGAUCGAAGGCGGCUCUGUUGUCGAAGGCAUCUAUGAUCGCACCAUUUCUGCGCUCCUUAACCAGCUUUCCGAGGCCAUGGGUUCCAACAUUACUCUAAUCAUGGAUUGCUGUUCGUCAGGCGGCAUCACUCGUGGCGAUGAGGAAUCAGAGGACCAAUGCAUUCGUGAAAUUUUUGAUCCGCCACCGGCGCGUGCAGAAUCCGACAAAGAGAUUUGGAGAUGGUCUGUCCAUGAUGGUGCUCGUGGUGGCAGCGCUGCGCAAGGCUUCUCCGGACAACUUCAUGGAUCGCAUGUCCUUCUAGCGGCUUGUGGGCCUGAUGAACCUGCCUGCGAAAGCCAUAUUUUGAAGAGGGGGCUUUUCUCGAUGCGCCUUCUAGAGGUCUUGAAACAAGAGGACAUUAGCAACUUGACGUACACGUCGUUAAUGCAUAAACUUCAGCUACCUUACAAGCGACAGACCCCACGAUGCGAAGGUCAUGCAGUGAAUGGACGGUUAUUCAACAAUCAAGAUUGUGGCUCGGAUUGGUCCUUCAUCCUUACGCACUGUAACAACAAUGUCAUCACCCUUGAUGCUGGCGAGGCCCAAGGCAUAACACCUGGAUCUAUCCUCUCUUUCCAUACCUCCAAUAUUACCGACUCUCCAGUCCGAGGGCAUCUUCUAGUCGAAGAUGUCCGAAUGUUUUCAUCAACCUUGAAGGCGCUUCAAACUGAACCACAUUUCGACUUUCCCGCAUUCUUUUAUUCCAAAGCGGUCACUACCGCAGGUCGGAGCAUCAGCAUCUAUUGUGACGACCGGGCGUGGUUGAAGAUCGUAUUCCCUCUUUCGUACAUCAAGCAGGCUGGAAUUGUUCUGGCCAAGAAGGGACAAGAUUACGAUCUUGAGCUGGUCGCAUCUCACGGAAAGAUCUCCUUCCAUCGACAGCACAAACUUGUCACAUCUCAUUUGGAGAGACGUAUUCGCCAUGAAGUUGACGCCAAUGAUAUCGAUACUAUCCGCCGAGUUGUCUGCUCUUCGCGCACCUUCUACUAUCAUCUUACACGCCAAAUGACAGAUAAGUCUGAACAGGCCUGCCGGAUUGAGUUGACAAAACUCGAGCCCGAAUACACGACCUCGUCUGAGGAGCCGGCUCUAGUUCCGAUCGGGCCCAAUAUCAUCGAAAACGAGCCGACAACACUGGUGGUCGACGACACUAUCUACGGGAUGACAAUCUACAACGAGAGUGCUAUUACUCUAUAUCCCUUUGUCUUUUAUUUCGAUCCAACCGACCUGACAAUUGAGGAAUGGUACCCCGCACCUUUUAGUCUAGCCAGAGGUUCAGACAAGUCUGCUACUGGCAGCUCCAACCAUACCGUCAAUCCGCCCCUCCUACCCCAUUCUUCGUUGACUAUUGGUCACGGAGCAUCAAGUGGUGUUCUUAUCUACACAUCCAACACCGUCCUUUUUCAGCAUGAAGCAAGCAUCGCCCUUUCCUCCCUCGGACACUGA
This is a messenger RNA of Cyclocybe aegerita, 1863 nucleotides long. NCBI's taxonomy places the organism in Eukaryota, Fungi, Basidiomycota, Agaricomycetes, Agaricales, Hemipholiotaceae. The record is from the annotation of a GenBank genome assembly.